CCAAGCCCACUACGCGUCUCAGCAUGUUGAAACAUUUUUUUCUAGAGCCAGCUGAAAACUUGGAAUCUGGCUUGGUUGUCGACGACUAGAAGCCUACGGGGAGGAAGAAAGUGGGUAGGCUUUUCCAGACGGCAGUUGCUGGAUGAGAAACAUUUUAUUGUUGCUGUUAGAAUGUUUGCUGCCGUUCAUCUCAGGCAAUCCCCGUCAUGACCUCACUCACCCGCCCUGCCAAUCCACUGAAUGGGAUUUCUCAUCGCGCAGUUGUUUGCUCUCUGUGAUCAUUGUGAACACCGAUAUCGUUUAUUACUUUCGUCGAUGACAGAGUGAACGACCUUACGUCUCUGUUUACAUUCGCAAGCCCAACUAGGCUACACAUCUGUUUCACAAAGAAGCCGCUGACGUUUGACCGGGGCCACCAGUAUGGGGGGCACGAAGAGUAAGCCCAAAGCCCAGCCGAGCCUGGACGAGGCGGGGGGCUCCGCCGGGGGCAACGGGGGCGCUGCCCACCUCAGCCCGUCCCAGCAGACCCUCACGCCGCACCGCAGCCCCGCCGCCGCCGACGGCCAGCGCCACCCGGCCCAGCACAUGAGCAGCCACCCCGAGCUGGCGCUCUUCGGCGGGGUGGAGUCCACCACCAACAGCAUCACGUCCCCCCACCGGAGCACCCUGUUAGGUGGGGUGACCACGUUUGUGGCGCUGUACGACUACGAGUCCCGUACGGCCUCCGACCUGUCCUUCAGGAAGGGAGAGAGACUCCAGAUAGUCAACAACACGAGAAAGAUGAACUACAGGGAAGGUGAUUGGUGGCUGGCACGCUCGCUGGCAACAGGAGAAAGCGGCUACAUCCCCAGCAACUACGUCGCCCCAUCAGACUCCAUCCAGGCAGAAGAGUGGUACUUUGGGAAGAUCACUCGCCGAGACUCUGAGAGGCUGCUGCUCAACCUGGAGAACCGCAGAGGAACCUUUCUUGUGCGCGAGAGUGAAACCACCAAGGGUGCCUACUGUCUGUCUGUUCUAGAUUAUGAUAACACCAAAGGGCUGAAUGUGAAGCACUACAAGAUCAGGAAGCUGGACAGCGGUGGCUUCUACAUCACGUCCCGCACCCAGUUCAGUACACUACAGCAGCUGGUCAACCACUACCGCAAGCACGCAGACGGCCUGUGCCACUGCCUGACUGAGGUGUGUCCGGUGCUGAAGCCCCAGACUCAGGGUCUGGCCCGUGACGCCUGGGAGAUCCCACGCGAGUCCCUGCGCCUGGACCUCAAGCUGGGCCAGGGCUGCUUCGGGGAGGUGUGGAUGGGCACGUGGAACGGCACCACGCGGGUGGCCAUCAAGACGCUGAAGACGGGCACCAUGUCGCCGGAGGCGUUCCUGCAGGAGGCGCAGGUCAUGAAGAAGCUGCGGCACGAGAAGCUGGUGCAGCUCUACGCCGUCGUGUCUGAGGAGCCCAUCUACAUCGUCACCGAGUACAUGGGCCAAGGGAGCCUGCUGGACUUCCUCAAGGGAGACAUGGGCAAGAUACUGCGCCUCCCUCAGCUGGUGGACAUGGCCUCUCAGAUUGCAUCUGGCAUGGCGUAUGUGGAGCGAAUGAACUACGUGCACCGGGACCUGCGCGCCGCCAACAUCCUGGUGGGGGAUAACCUCGUGUGCAAGGUGGCCGACUUCGGCCUGGCUCGCCUCAUCGAGGACAACGAGUACACGGCCAGACAGGGGGCCAAGUUCCCCAUCAAGUGGACGGCUCCCGAGGCGGCCUUAUACGGACGCUUCACCAUCAAGUCAGACGUCUGGUCCUUCGGCGUGCUGUUGACCGAGCUGGCCACCAAGGGCCGGGUGCCAUACCCAGGCAUGGUGAACCGCGAGGUUCUGGACCAGGUGGAGCGAGGCUACCGCAUGCCGUGUCCGGCCGAGUGCCCCGAGUCCCUGCACGACCUCAUGCUGCAGUGCUGGCGCAAGGAGCCCGAGGAGCGGCCCACCUUCGAGUACCUGCAGGGCUUCCUGGAGGACUACUUCACCUCCACCGAGCCGCAGUACCAGCCCGGAGAGAACCUCUAGAACCUCCACCCGCCGUGUCGUGUUCUCUGCGUCCGCGUGUGGGCGGUGGUGCGUUUUGGCGUUCUGCAGGUUCUCCGAACCUCCACACCUGGAAAGCACGGACAUGAUGUGAUGGUUCUGGUCUUUGAGUUAGUCCUCCCUACUGUACGGGAGCUGUUGUGUUCUUCACAGGGGUGGUGGUGUUGGUGGUGGUGGUGGUGGGAAGGGGGGGUUAUGUUACCCGGGCUGCAGGUCAUGUGUGAUUGAUCAGAGCUCUGGAUCUUUUGUUCAGCCUCGCUCUGCUUUCUUAAGCCCCCCUUCCCUGCUCACACCCCCUCUGGCAGAUGCUCCAGAUCUGUCAGUCAGCCUCCACAGCACCCCCCCAGCACCCCCCCUUUUUGCCCUCUCUACACGUUUGUCUGCACCCCCAUACUCCACUGCCUACACAAAGACUGCUGACACGCGCGCAGACAGGGUUCAACGGGUUUAUUCCACAGUCCUCAUUAGCCUGACUGUCUUUCACAUGUACCCACACAUGUGUAGAUGCACACACACACACACACACACACACACACACACACACACACACGCACACACGCACACACACACACACACACACACAAACACCGCAGACACACACACACACAGGCGCACACACACACAAUCACCGCAGACACACACACACACAGGCACACCAUAUGAAAAAGACAGCCGAGCCUGUACAGUACAUUUGUAAAUUUUGUGUCUAAGUGUGUCUGUGUGAGUGUAUGUGCAUAUGUGUGUAUGGGUGUGCAUGGGAGCAUGUAUAUAGGGAAAUGUCUUCCGAUUCCAACCCCAGUGAUAAAGAAAUAUGUCUUUAAAGUAUGUGUGUGCAUGUGUGUGCGUGUGUAUGUGUGUUAGAGACAGACAGAGAGAGAGCACAUGUAUCUCUAGGCCUGCUCUUUUGUGUCUGAUCGAGUGAGUGUGUGUGAGAGAGAGUGCUUGUCAUGAGUGUGUGUGUGUGUGUGUGUGUUCACCUCUUUUUUUCCUUUGUUAUCCUGGACUAACUGGAGCUGGUGGUGUUGAAGAGCUUAGAGUGUGAAGGGUGCUGGAGUGGCGCUCUAGAGACUGUCGGUCAUCAGCGGCAUGUCCAGUCCUCUGCCUGUCCGCACCCAGGCUCUGACACACACACACACACCGCCACACCUAGAACACGCCUGGACUCUUACGGGAGUCUGCGUCUGAUUCGCUUUGUGCAAAUGAUAAAAAAAAAAAAACUAACAUUGUGAGAAAGCAUAAACAUACUACUGAUCUCCAAAUGGGAACUACUACCCUAUUACAUUUUUUUUGUGCCAAUGAGAAAUAUUUUUUGUACUAUCUGUACUUUGUACAAAGUGUAUUUUUAUUAAUCCAAUCUUUUAUUAUCCUAUCAGGAGGUACUUUUGACAAAUCUGUCAUUAAAGGCUAUGCUAACUUGCAUAACAUGUCUUUUCCUGUAAUCAAAAAUGUGGUAUAAUACCCCAUCCAGAGAGGACAGUCUGUGAGAUGUCUUGUGAGAGUUGAAAGCAUUAACACAAUCAAUUGGACCAUGAAUAAUGUCAGAUGAGCCAGCAUAGGAAGUCCUAUUAUCUAACCAAAAGAACAUACAAGAGGUUGCUUACCUACCAUACAAUUGCUAGUGUCUGCCUGUCUUCAGUCACAGCAAGUCUGGCCAUGCAUUGAGGUAGUGCAAAAUGACUUCGCCUGCAGACUGGUUCUAAAUGUAAGAUGUGUGUGUGUUCUGCUUAAAUUGCAGUUAUGUUGUGACACACACACACACACACACACACACUACACACACUCACUACACACACACAACACACACACACACACACACACACACACACACACACACACACACACACACACACACACACACACACACACACACACACACACACACACACACACACACACACACACACACACACACUCUCUCUGGCAUCCUCUGACAGUGUCAUUCAUUCAGCAGGUAGCAUGUACAGUAUUGUAACUGGCAAUCAUGAAAGCUGUCAAGAGAAUAAACGAAGACUUUGUUGUAAUGCCCUUUCUUAUUCUAUUAACAUCCAUCAUCCCGUCGUGAACAGGCAUUGUGCCUCUGUUAAAACAGAGUGGGAGAGAAGGGAAAUAACAUUGAUGGUGGAGGCGGAGGUUGUGGGGUUAGCCUUGUCGCUAAUGAUGAUAAUGAUGUAGAAGCUGUAGUUGUCCUAUGGGGGCAUAUACUGUAGAGUCCUAUGGGGCAUAUAGAGUGGCAUGCAGGUAUAGUGAUGCUGUAGGCUUCCUUAUGGGUCAGUAGCAGACGGAUGGGAUCCAUGUAACCUCUCAGUUGUAAAUACAUUUUAUCAAAAAUGUCUUUUUAUUGUAAAUGUUGCAUUCAUAAUUUAUUCCUAUUUUUGCAGAACAUUUUUUUUUUUCUCUGUUCCCAGUCUCUUGAGUCACAUUUGCCUUUUUACAGUAAACACAUACAGCCUCAAUACAGCAUCUCACAGAUAGGAUCAGGAUCUGAGACCAUGGCUAGAUUGAUUUGUGUUCGAUCACUGGGCAGCUGAAUCCUGUUAUAUUCAUGGGACAGAGCCACAUAAAAAGGUUUACCUUUGAAUUUGAUUGUGCGAUAAGAAAAGAAAAACGGCAACAGCAAACUACAGGAGAAAGCACGGCAUGUGCCCGUAGGCCAUCAUUCAUCUGCUGAUCUUCAUCUUUCUCAACUGCAUGUCUCACCUCAUACAACUGAAACACAGACAAACACGUAUACACACUGUACACCCAUUCAUCCAUUUGGACAAACCCUUGAGAUGUGUGUGUGUGUGUGUAUGAUAUUUUAUGAAUAAUAGUUACUUUGUAAUACAAUUAACAUUGUAAUAGAGAUUAGUUUAUUUGACAGGGGACUUAAUGGUGAUGGAAUACUUUUUGUGACCAAAAUCCAUUGUAUUUUAUUCAAAUGGGGAUGCCAAACGUUGUUUUGCACAAACCACUUUUAUGUCCAUAGCCUGCUGUCCUAAUGACUGCUGUAAAAUGUUGAAAUAGAAACUUUGAUACAGUAUAUUUUAUCAAAUGAAUGUCCUGACAAGUGGACUGUCCCUUUUGUAUAAUUUGAUUGACAAAUUGUAAAGAAAACUGCAAUGGAAUACCUUGAAAGCAUCUUGAUAUUUUUUUUGUAGAAAUCUUCACCUAUGCAGUUGCUGGGGGUUAUUGUCCUUUCCAUUUGAAAUUUAAUUUAAGGCAACCUUUUGUACGGUGCUGCAAGGUCACAUUUUUGUUUUUCAAUCAAGUUAUAAUUAAAUACUUGUAAUCUAUGUUCUCUUUUUAAAAGUGCAAUAAAUUAUGUU
Messenger RNA from Sardina pilchardus (European sardine), 5375 nucleotides. It is a transcript of the gene src, whose product is annotated as v-src avian sarcoma (Schmidt-Ruppin A-2) viral oncogene homolog. Bases 421 to 2052 code for a protein of 543 amino acids. Gene Ontology annotation, molecular function: signaling receptor binding; non-membrane spanning protein tyrosine kinase activity; ATP binding. Lineage: Eukaryota; Metazoa; Chordata; Actinopteri; Clupeiformes; Clupeidae. The record is from RefSeq and is a predicted model, not a curated record. Gene Ontology annotation, cellular component: extrinsic component of cytoplasmic side of plasma membrane. The transcript has 13 exons. Gene Ontology annotation, biological process: bone resorption; cell differentiation; negative regulation of extrinsic apoptotic signaling pathway.